UUACUAAUAUAGGAACACUGUGCACAAAUGGAACAACGCUCUCCUAACUGUCUUUAAUUCAGUUGACCUAGCGAAAACUUAGUUAGAUCCUCCCAUUUCUCUUGUUGUUGCUGAUUACUUACUUACUUUAUAAAAGAAGCUUUACAUAUGUAAUCCUUGUUCGCUUUUAUUAAAUAACAUCAUCAAUAACUUAACCGGGGAUUCACAUGCCUAAUAUUUUCCUUGUUUUUCUGAUAUUUAAACCCUAUAGUGAGUUUAUUAUUUUAGCUGUAAACUCCCUAGUUAUAUAAACCUUUCAAGUGACUCCUAUAGUUUAAAAUAUUUUAGAGUGUUUUCCUCAUGAUAAUUGAACUUUCGAAAGUCCUCUAUAAAAGGUCUCCACUUAUCCAGAAAAAGACAGUUCGAUCUUUGACAGCAAAGAAAUCAGGCGAACAAGAUGAAGCUGUUUCAUUUGUUGUUGUUGGUUGGGCUUGUGGCAACUCUGGUUACAGUUUCGGGAAGAGUAAUAAAUAUUGAAGAAGAUGCGAGUGAAGAAUUAGUUUCUCAGAAGAACAAUGAUGCAGAUGCUGAUUACGAAAAUGAAGAUUCUGAGGAUUCAGAUGAAAGUAACACCUUAUCUGAUGCGGAUGAAGAUUCGGAAGGAGUGGACAGUGACGUAGCAGAACAGGAUAUUGGUAAACAAGAUUCACGGUUACGUCGGCGUCCUCACAAACGCCGGCGAAGACGUCGUCGUCGUCGGCGAAUCAUCCGUCGACGAUUUUACCCACGCCGACGAAUACAUAAACGACGAAAAUCCCGACAUCGACGAACUCACAGCCGACGAUUGCACUCACAUCGACGAAUCCCCCGGAAUCGACGAUUUAAUAGGCGUCGAUUGCAUCCAAAUCGACGAAUCUUCCGAAUUCGACGAAUUCGCAAGCGUCGAUUGCAGCCACUAAAAAUCUUCCGAAAAAGAAUUUAUGGUUAGACAGUACUGUGAUUUGUUAGUCAAGUGAUUAACAAUAUGUUGUAUUUUUUAGAUAAAAAAUGCAAAAUAAACCUGCCUAAAACAACUAUCGAGUUUUGCUAC
Hydractinia symbiolongicarpus is the source of this 1069-nucleotide messenger RNA. RefSeq lists its product as uncharacterized. The transcript is spliced from 4 exons. The record is from RefSeq and is a predicted model, not a curated record. NCBI's taxonomy places the organism in Eukaryota, Metazoa, Cnidaria, Hydrozoa, Anthoathecata, Hydractiniidae. Bases 437 to 967 code for a protein of 176 amino acids.